Molecule: messenger RNA, 4263 nt
Organism: Poeciliopsis prolifica (blackstripe livebearer)
Lineage: Eukaryota; Metazoa; Chordata; Actinopteri; Cyprinodontiformes; Poeciliidae
Exons: 6
Coding region: 290-3412 (1040 amino acids)
Molecular function (GO): GTP binding
Source: RefSeq, a predicted model, not a curated record
GAAGUUGUUUCCGCCUCCAAGCCGGAAACAACUUCACCCAAAAGAAAACCGGAAAAACAUCUACCUGGAAUAACCGAUUAGAAUGAACGUCAAACGAAAACACCGCGUGUGCACCGACGAUGAAUCGCCUCAAUCCAAACUAAAAGGAAAAGAAACAGAGCUUAAAAAGUCUGAACUCGGCUCGUUCCUCCACUGACGGCCAUCAGAACAGAUUCCUGAGCCACAACAGCGUUGAAGAGUUCCUGCAUCUCCUCCAGGACUCACAAUCUGGAAAUAAUAUCCAGGUGCUAUGUCCUCAUCUUCUGACAGAUCUUCACUGAAAUUAGGAAAACAUAACAACAUGGACAUUGGCCUGAUCAGUGUCGGAUGCCCGACAAUCCGCCGACUGAAAACUAAGAAACAGACAUUUGGGACGCUGACCAGAGUCACUAUAGGUGAAAAAGAUGUGAGGAAGAUAAAUAAAACCAUCUUGCUUGUUGGAGAAAAGGGGACAGGAAAAUCUGCUCUGAUCAAUGCUCUGGUUAAUUACGCCAUGGGAGUGAGGUUUGAGGAUGAAGUCUGGUUUCAGGUUGUGGAGGAAGAGGAGAAUGACCAAACAUCAGAUGUGACUGUGUAUGACGUCUUUGAUUUUAAAGAUAAACCUCUGCCCUACUCUCUGACCAUCAUUGAUACUCCUGGAUGUGGGAGCCACAGAGGGAUGAACUGUGAUGUGACUGUAAGCCAGAGACUGUUUGACUUAUUUCGAUCAGAAGAUGGAGUUCAUGAGAUCCAUGCAGUGGCAAUGGUGAUGAAGGCUACUGAGCAUCAGUUCAGUGAUUCUCUGAGAUACAUACUGGAGUCAAUGAUCCCUCUUUUUGGGAAAGGCCUUGAAAACAUCACUGUGGCUCUGAUCACACACUCAGAUGGGACGAUACCUACGGCUGCUCUUCAAGCCCUUAAAGGUGCAGGGACUCCAUGUGUAACAGACGCGAACAGCCAGCCUGUUCACUUUACAUUCAAUAACUGUCAGAAUGAGGCUCGAACAGAGGAAACUAGCUUAGAUCUGGAAAAAGCAUGGAGAGUGACAGAGGCAGGGAUGAGUCAGUUCAUGUCUUUUCUUAAAAAGGCUUCACCUCAGCAGCUACAGGUGAUGUUUGGGUUUAACUCACAAAUAAGACUUGCAGCCACUAUCCAAAAUCUAGAGGAGAAAAUCAGGCUAAAUGAACUGAAGCAGAAAGAAAUUAGGCAGCUUCAAGACGCUCUGAAGAAACAAAAAGAAGAGAAGAAAAUUGAGAACGUCAUCGAAGUAGAUGAAGUCUGCAUAGAACAAGAACCUAUUGGUGGUGAGAUGUCCUUCUUAAAAUCGGCUGUCUGCUGCACCGUCUGUAAGGAGAACUGCCACUAUCCAGGAUGUACGAUGGCCCUGAACCAUGAAGAGUGUGAGGUCAUGAACAACAGUCGCUGCACUGUUUGCACUGGUAAAUGUCCCGUUUCAACACAUAUUAAAGCCGACUGGAGGUACGUGGCCAAGACAAAAAAAGUGCAGAGAACCAAAGAGGAAUAUAAAAAGAUGUAUAAGAAAGCAUCAAACCAUAAGAUAAAGCUUCUUGAGAUUCUGGAAAAGGAGAUUGAAAGUCUAAAGUCAGAGAAGACACAACUGAUAGAAAACUCCUUCAAAAAAGUUGCAAACUUGGAUCAGACAGUUCUUAAAGUUUGCUCCCUUUCCACCUACAUAAGUUUGGACUUCCUGAUUGAGAAGAUGGAAGAACAAGGAGACUCAGAGAAGCAACAGAAACUGCAGCAGAUGGACCAGCAGAUGGAUGGAAGGGUCAAAGCCUUGCUCAACUGCAACAACAACGAUCCACAAGAAAUCUUGGCCAACAAUGAGCCGAUUCGUUCUGGAUCCACUAAAGUCUACCAGCUCAAAACAAAGAAAAAAGUCAUUGGAACCUUGACCAGACUGACUGUAGGCACAAAAAACCACAACAAACCAAAUAAAACCAUCCUGCUUGUUGGUGAAACAGGGGCAGGGAAAUCGACUCUGAUCAACGCUCUGGUCAACUACGCCAUGGGAGUGACAUUGGAAGAUAAAGCCUGGUACCAGAUCGUAGAAGAUGAGAAAAGGAGUCAGACAGAAAGCCAGACAUCAGAUGUGAUUGUGUACGAACUCUUUGGUUUUGAAGGUAAAACUCUGCCCUUCUCUCUGACCAUCAUUGAUACUCCUGGAUUUGGAGACACCAGAGGGAUUGAAUAUGAUGUUGUUGUCAGUGAAAGAUUAUUUCAAUUGUUUCAAUCAAAAAAUGGCAUAAAAGAACUUCAUGCAGUGGGUCUGGUAGUAAAGUCGAGCGUGAAUCGACUGAGUGACCGACUUAAGUACAUCUUUGAGUCAGUGAUGUCUCUGUUUGGGAAAGACAUAGAGAAAAACAUUGUAGCUUUGGUCACUCACUCCAAUGGAAGAAAACCAAGGGUCUUGCUUCAAGCUCUCAAUACUGCCAAGAUUAAAUGUGCCAAAGAUGAGGAGGAACAACCUGUUCACUUCCUCUUCAAUAACUGCCGACAUGAAGAGCAGAUAGAAGAAAAGCAUUAUAAAAAUGCUGACAAGAUAGCAGUGAAAGGUCUGAGUGGCUUUGCUGCCUUUCUGGAGAAAACUGCACCCCGAAAACUAGAUGUGACUUUAGAUGUUCUCAAUGAACGGAUCAGACUGUCCGCCUGCAUCCAAAACCUGCAGGAAAGGAUCCGACUGUCUGAGCUGAAAGAGGCAGAAACUAAACAGAUUAAAGAAGCUAUGGAGAUACAGAAAAAUAGCAAAACUAAUGAGACGGUCACUGUAGAAUUUGAUGAAGCCUACAAAGGCAAAGAAGCCAUUGAAGGAGACAUUUGGCUGAUGAUUUUAGUAAAAGGGGCCGUAUGCUGUACAAUCUGUGAGGAGAACUGUCACUAUCCUGGAUGUUCAAGCUCUAGAAAGCCUGAGGACUGUGAGGUGAUGAAAGAUGGCCGGUGCACUGUGUGCACUUUAAAGUGUCCUGCAUCUGCUCAUGUGAAAGGGAAGUGGAGAUAUGUUAACAAGACGAAAAGGGUUCGGAGAAGCCUGAAUGAGAUUAAAAGAAAAUCGAAACGAGAAAAUUGUUGGAAUUUUUUGGGUAAUCUUGAGGAAGACUUGGAAAAGCUGAAGGCAGAAAAGUCACAGCUGCUGGAAGAAGCUCUCCAACAUAUUGACAAUUUGGGGAAGAUUGCUUUGAACGUUAAUUCAGUGUCCACAUUUGUCCCAUAUGACUUUUUGAUCGAAAAGCUGAAUGAAAGAGGAGAAGCAAAAAAAAUUCAGAAACUGGAGGAGAUAAAAAACAAAAUGGAUGAAGGAACCAGAGCAAUCAUCCUGUCUGUAUGGGAUAAAAUGAAAGCAGCUACCCAAAAAAUUCAACAGACUUUCAAGUAGCAAAUCUGGAAUCAGCUGAAAGGGAUCUUUUCAGUGCAUCUUUAAAUUAAUGUACUUGUUGCUUGGAUAAAUGUUCUGGAUAAGGUUUUCUUAUGUAAGCUGUUAAAUACUUUAAAACAGCACAUGUCAAACAGUUCUACACAUUCCUAAUGUUAAAAUCAGUCCAGCACUACUAGAAAAAAAAAAUGCUAAUGCUAUCAGAAGAAACAAACCACUGUUGACGUGAGGAACCAGCCAAAGCGCAGCAAGGUCGGGUCUCAGAUUGAUACUUUUCCAAUUUCCUUUCAUUGAACUCAAUAUUCUCCUGUUCAUAAACCAAAGAUUUACGAUCACAAGAUAAAGGUAACUGGUAAAAAAAACAUCAUUUUUGUUUCUAUUGAUUUAGUUUUCACACAAUAAGACAUUAAAUAAAAAUCCUUUAUGAAAAUCCCAAUACUAAAAAUAUCCCUCUUGUCCGUGCACUGGCACUGUAGCUUCCUUAGCAUGUUCAUUACAACCGUCAGCUUCAGCAUUGUGAUUAAUGACUGAGCUGCUUUUCAUACUUCAUUAUAAUUUAUCAUAGUUUAGAUGACAUUUCAAAUGGCAGCUGGAGGAGCACAGUUGGUAUUUUUCUGGCUGAGUUUGGUGAUUAUAUUACAUAUGAUUUAAAUGUUCAUAAUAUGAUUGUAUUGCCUCAGCAGCAGCAUCAUGAUUAUGGUUUUGACUACAUGAACUGUUUCACUCUCCUUGAUUUUCAACUGCUUUAUUACUAAUAAUGCAUAGUGAUUUUACUUACAUUUUAUACUUCAAUUUCCUAAUAAACUAUUAUCCUUAGAGAUGCAUUGGAAUUGUAAGAAAUUAUUAGAUCAUUG